UUUUUUGUUUGACAGAAGGCCAUAUGAAUCCGGUAAACAAAAAAUUGUGAGAAAGUUCAUUUAUAUUUUCUUUACUCGGUUCAAAAUAAUUUAAAACCAACAAAAUGGGCCGACGUUCCAUUAAUACCACGAAAAGUGGAAAAUACAUGAAUCCAACUGAUCAAGCACGGAAGGAAGCUCGUAAAAAGGAACUGAAAAAGAAUAAACGGCAAAGGCAAAUGGUUAGAGCGGCCGUUCUCAAAAAUAAGGAUCCUGGCCAGAUUUUAGAAGAAAUGGAGAAAAUCGAUGAAAUGGAAUACAAUGUGCUACAACCAUCGCCUUUAAAUGAGAAGGUUCUUCGUGAUAAAAGGAAGAAGUUGAAAGAGACCUUUGAUCGUGUGAUGCGACUUUACCAUAAUGACGAACCCGAGCAUUGGGCAGAGUUGAAGCGUAAGGAGGUUGAAUACGAAAAAAAACGUCUGAAGAAACAACAAUAUUAUGAAAGCGUAAAGCAUGCACAGAGUGUACAAAUAGAUGAAAUUCCUUUACCAUCAUCCGCACAAGGACCUCCUGCUCCUGGUUCAAACAAUAUUAUAGGGUUCCACGUUUCUAAUAGAUUGCCCCCUCCGCCAACGGCUUUGUCUCUGCCACCAUUCGCACCUGGUGCACCACCGGGUGCGAUAAAAAAACCAAGUGAUCCCGCUUCUAAAGCUGCUGACAAGUCCAACGACACGAAAAAGAAGGAAUUUUUGGGUGUUCCGCCAGGACUAGCACCUAAUCUUCUUGAAAUGAAUGACUUAGACACAGAUGCCGAAGAUGAAGAAGUUGAACUGAAAGAAUAUACUCCAAAAUUAAGAGGCGGAAAGUCAAAGGCAAUAAAUAAGCCAAAUUCAUUGCAGCAGCGAAUGUUAGCAAUUUCUGGGCAGAAUAUUGAUGAAUUUAUGAAGGAAAUGGAAAGCGUGCACAAGAAGAAAGAAAAAGAGCGAGAGGCAGCCAUGCGUGGAGAUGAGGUUUCAACGUCUGAUGACGAAGGCAAACUUAAAACAUCUCAUAAAUCUGAUGAUGAAGAUGGUACACCUAUAAGCAGUCGUAGUUCAGAAGACUCAGAUAGUGGUGAUGGAAGUGAAGAUGCUAAACGAUCUCCUAAGAGGAAGCGAAAAGAGACAAAAAGCCCGCAGCAUGAGUAUAUUUCUACCGCUGUUAUAAGUGGACCUGCGGCAGUACCUGUAUCCAUACCUUUGCCACCUGUUCCUCUUCAUGCUGGUCCACGCCUAUCAAUUCCAGGUCCACCAAUGCCCCCAGUAGCUGGUUUGGCACCAUCUAUGAUUUUACGGCCACCUCCAUUACGCCCACCUGGCGCCCUACAUGCUUUUGGUAUACGAAUGCCCCCAGGCCCACCACCCGGACCACGCCCUCCUGGCAUGGGUGGCAUGCCACCAAGAAUGGGAAUAAGAAUGCCACCAGGUCCACCGCCCGGAAUGCCACCUCGAAUGGCACAUCAUCAUAAGAAUCAUCAACUAACCCACAAAGACCAAAGUAAAGGUGUAACUACAAUAACUGCAAAACCACAGAUUAGAAAUUUAAGUGCCGACGUUACACGCUUUGUACCAUCCACGUUGCGAGUAAAGCGUGAGGAGACUCGGAAACCUGGUACUCGACCUAAGUUGAUUCAAGAACCAAGUAAUCAAACAGCAGAAGCCAACAAAGCAGCUACAAAGGACGAUGCAUAUAUGCAAUUCAUGAAUGAAAUGCAAGGAUUACUGUAGUGCAUUUGUCAUGAACUGUAUAUUACUAUCUAUAUAUAUAUAAAAAUGGUGUGAAAAAUUUA
Messenger RNA from Rhagoletis pomonella (apple maggot), 1807 nucleotides. Its product is annotated as WW domain-binding protein 11. The record is from RefSeq and is a predicted model, not a curated record. The transcript has 6 exons. Gene Ontology annotation, biological process: mRNA cis splicing, via spliceosome. NCBI's taxonomy places the organism in Eukaryota, Metazoa, Arthropoda, Insecta, Diptera, Tephritidae. Gene Ontology annotation, cellular component: spliceosomal complex. Bases 105 to 1745 code for a protein of 546 amino acids.